AUGUCAACUAUAGAAGGGUUCAAAUGUUACAACGAUUUAUAUGAGGAAGACGACGAGGAAGAGUACGACGACGACCUCGAUGACGAAGAAGUAGCAAGUCCCAGAGAACGUACUGCCAUCGAAGAACAGUGGGACAAUUCGGCAGGAUUCGAGUUGACCAGUGUCGAACAAGAAACUUACGAGAAGUAUUUCUAUGGUACAGAACACUGGAAUUAUUUCACCAAUGAUGAAGAUUUGGGACCAGUGAUAUUGUCGAUAAAGCAAGAGACUUUGAAUGGAAGAGAUCAGUUUAGGAUAUUGGUGAGGGCCAUAAGUUACACGGUGCAUGGGCUGAUACCGGCGUCUUGCGUUUUUGCAGACAGGUAUAAUCGUGAAGAAGUAGUCCGAUCUCUUGGCAAAGAGGUCAACAUCAAUCCACCUCUGGUCCUUGGUCAGUUACCAGAUACUCCAGAAGAAUUGUUAAAAUUGGACCAAGUUUUUAUCAAAAGUGAACUAAAAGUUGGUGUCAUCUAUGUACGAGAAGGCCAAUAUACUGAAGAAGAAAUUUUGGAUAAUAAUGAUAAUUCGCCGUUAUUUGAUGAAUUUUUACAAGUCUUGGGAGAUAAAGUUAGAUUAAAAGGUUUUGAUAAAUACAAAGGCGGCCUGGACACCGUCCACGAUUUGACAGGGCUGUACUCGGUUUACACGAAUUGGAGAAAUAUUGAAAUAAUGUUCCACGUGUCCACACAUUUGCCUUAUGAAAGACAUGAUCCUCAAAAAUUACAGAGAAAACGACACAUAGGGAACGAUAUCGUUUGUGUCGUGUUUUUAGAAGCCGAUAAUACUUCGUUUAGUCCUGCUUGUAUUAAAAGUCAUUUUUUGCAUACGUUUAUUUUAGUUCGAGUAUCAGCCCGCAUAAAACGAAGACCCACUCGGUACGAAGUCUCCGUUGUGACCCGCGAUGAGGUUGGAGCCUACAAACCAUACCUUUGGGAGCAAAGUGUAUUCAACAAAGGUCCAAUGUUCAGAGAAUGGCUCCUAACUAAAAUAGUUAACGGAGAAAGAGCCAGUUAUUCGGCCCCAAAAUUCGCCAGAAUGCAGGAACGCACCAGAUCGCAGAUGCUGGAAGAUAUUGUCGCCAAUUUGGCUAACCAUGCGGAGACUGGACAAAUACCCAAGCCUUAUAGAAGAGGUUCGUGGCGACCAAUAGGUCACAUGCGACCUAGUUCACCACUUUUGGACUCCGUGAGGGAUCAAUUCGAGGAUUAUGAUGAAUUGGCUAAAGAUUUUACGAGAAUGUUCCUGAAUAGUGAAGCAAAUGCUCUGGCCAAUGGUCAAUUGUUUGAUGUAGUAUUCAUGGUAGGCCAGUCUAAACAGAAAGUCAAGUUUAUUGGAGUCAGAGCCAUACUUGGAGUUAGGAGCAGGGUGUUCCAAGAGAUGUUGUACGGUAUCCAAACUGGAUUUGGAUCACCACAAGUACCCGUGGCAGAGCUUUUAGCCCGUCCUGUUCCGCCUCUGCUUUCUCCGCAAGCAGCUCGACCGAAAAGCAGUAACUUUUUGCAAGUGCCUGAUAUAGAAUCGCCCAGACCAAAGAGUGUACCUAGUUCUCCGAUGGUAAAACGCGCCUUCUCUCGCCUUGGAACUAUAACUGCAGGCUGGGGCAGGUCUAUCAGGAAGCAGCAUUCGCAAUUGCAUGCUGAUGAUAAGAAAAAGUGGGCCAGUUCGCACGAUUGUUCUAAUAAAGAAUCCAAAGACGGCAGCAAAGACAAGUCUGCUCUGCAACCUUUACCAGUGCCUCGUCUCUCGGUCUGUGCAGAUGCUCAAAAAGUAGACAGAGCCAAAUUAGCUCAGACUGAAUUUUCGAUUAUUGAGUUCGACCCUGACACAUUCCGAGUACUUCUGGACUACCUGCAUACUGGUAGUUGUCCUUUGACCUGCGCUACGAUACCUGGUCUGAUUUGUGCAGCUGAACAUUACGAUUUACCUGAACUUUUGCAGGCGUGCUUCCAUCAUGCGAAACAGUUUUUGAGGAUCGAUGUGGUAUGUGUGAUGCUGAUCUCCCUAGAGAACUACUACUGGCGUUACACAUCAGCUUCUGAACUGGUCAAUAUGAUCCUUGCAUUUGUGGAAACCAGGGCGUACGCCCUAUUUCAGUGCCCUGAAUUUUUAUCUCUGUCCGAAUCCAUGGUGCAGAUGAUAAUGGUUAGAAAUCUGGAAAUACCAGAAGUUAGAAAAUUUGAAGCAAUGCUAGCUUGGUCCAGGCACAAAGUCAGGACGAAAGCAUCCUGUAAGGAUGCCAAGGUAGAAUUCAAGUGUACUAUGGAAAGAUUGGCAAGGGAUCUAAAGUUGUAUAGAAUAACGCCUCAAGAGUUGAUCAGAGUUGUGUUACCUACGAAAACAAUUAAAAACGAAAGGAUUCUGGAGACUUUGAUGUACCAGGCGAAUUCUGGUAUGUACAGGAUACAAGAUAGUUACUUGGAAGCUUGUCAACAGAGACUGCAGAAACAGGAUUCGAGGUUUUCGGAGUGGGAAAGUUUUGAUUAUGGAUUGUAA
Molecule: messenger RNA, 2532 nt
Organism: Ctenocephalides felis (cat flea)
Lineage: Eukaryota; Metazoa; Arthropoda; Insecta; Siphonaptera; Pulicidae
Exons: 10
Coding region: 1-2532 (843 amino acids)
Biological process (GO): activation of GTPase activity; regulation of small GTPase mediated signal transduction
Cellular component (GO): cytoplasm
Molecular function (GO): GTPase activator activity; protein binding
Source: RefSeq, a predicted model, not a curated record